Messenger RNA from Humulus lupulus (European hop), 1163 nucleotides. RefSeq names its product serine/arginine-rich splicing factor SR45a-like. Gene Ontology annotation, cellular component: spliceosomal complex. The record is from RefSeq and is a predicted model, not a curated record. Lineage: Eukaryota; Viridiplantae; Streptophyta; Magnoliopsida; Rosales; Cannabaceae. The coding region runs from base 136 to 717 and encodes 193 amino acids. Gene Ontology annotation, biological process: positive regulation of mRNA splicing, via spliceosome. The transcript has 7 exons. Gene Ontology annotation, molecular function: RNA binding.
CAAUCCUUCUCCUCUUUUUCUCUGCAAACUUUAAUCAAUAAUCGGAUCGGAGUUAAAAGCUGAUUCCCACCACCACGUUCCCUCUUCUCUUCCCACUCCCGAGUUCCGAGUUGACCCACCGAUUCCAUCUCCAAGAUGCCAUAUUCAAGACAAAGAAGGUCUCCUUCACCACAGUCACCUGGUAGAGGAAGCCGCCGGUCAAGAUCAUUGUCCUUGACAAGGUCAAGGAGAAGCCGUUCAAGGAGUCGCGAUCUUGAAGAUGUAGUCAACCCUGGGAAUAACUUGUAUGUGACAGGCUUAUCUACAAGAGUUACCACUGGUGAUCUUGAGAAGUUUUUUGGAAAAGAAGGAAAGGUUUUGGAGUGCCACCUGGUCACAGAUCCUCGCACCAGGGAAUCUCGUGGAUUUGGGUUUGUCACUAUGGAAACUCUUGAAGAUGCAGAGCGCUGUGUUAAACAUUUAAAUCGUGCAGUUCUUGAAGGUCGAUUAAUCACUGUAGAAAAGGCUAAACGGAAGCGAGGAAGGACACCAACUCCAGGAAGGUAUCAAGGUUUGCGAGACAAGCGAGGUGGCCAUGGUAAUAGACAUUCUCGUAGCUACUCACCACGUCGAUGGCCAGAAAGAGACCCCUAUUCAAGGGAUCAACGGAGAAGAUCAAGAUCUCCAUACGAUAGAAGGCGCAGGGAGCAGUCCCCACCAGCUGGUUAUCGUAGAUAAACUCAAAUUGAUCCAAGCCAAGCCAAGCUGUGACUUGACUCUUGUUCAUCAGUAAGCACCGAGGGCAUUCUGGGUUUUUGCCUGUUAAGUGUAGGUUCAAAUACUAAUUAUCCUUUAAUUCUACUGUGUCAUGUGUUUCUAUUAUCAUGUACUAUCUUAACAACAUUGUCUAGCAUAGGACAGACAACAUGGCCUUGAUGAUCUCCUCUCCUGGUUUUUGCAAAUCCACCUGCGCGGUAUGGGAUCGGUGUCUCAACAGCAUUGCCUCAUAAUUGCAAGAUUAUGUAGUUGUAUGUGUGUUUCUGUUCUUUGCUUUUCACUAUGUGAUUGUUUUUCCUUUUCUUUUCUAGUGUGAUGUACUAAGAUUGUGUCAUUAGUAACUGUGAAAAUUGAAUACUGCCGUUAUUUCAUUUGACUUGAAAAAAAGUCUUCAGUCUUGAACUUUA